GGGGGGACUGCCUUGGGCACAGCAGGGGGACUGCGUGAGUUGAGUACUUCUCGGCCAUCAACAUCGCUCGGUGUAGACUAUUUCUGUCAACAAUGCUCAAUUCUCGAGCUAGAACGGAAUAUAAAUAGCGUGAAGGCGCAGUAUGCCUUCUUUUGAUGCCCUCCUUGGCUCCUCCUGUUGAUCUUACCCCUCGGCUUGUGUCAUUCCCUCGUCUCUAUUGGCUCCCGACCUAUUUGAAGCACUUUAAGGCACGACAGCAGUCAUUGGUACUCCAUAAUUGGCACGUCCAAGCGACCAUCAAAUUCCAAUCUGCUCCGUGAGAAACAACACCAACAAGUGCUCUGCGUAUAGGCAAAGAGGGGUUGGACGCCUACUCCAGCUCGGUUUUUUUUUUUUUCCUACCACAAGGCAGUCAUGACGUCGUCACCUCCGCGUGCGAGAACCUCUCCGGGUAGAGUCAUGAGUCCGACGCACCAAAUGUUCACGGACAUCAAAUCAUCUGUCGGUGAACAAGUAGACUCGCGCAAAGCUACAGCUCCGUACACAGUCUUUGGAAGCGGCACCCGUCCACGUACGCACAAUGGGUCCAAGUCUCCAGGUCCAGGGGCGUAUCAGAUCCCUUCGUCCAUUGGCAAACCGGUGCUAUCCACGAUGGCCCAGGCUCCAUCGUGCUCCAUCAGUGGACGUGAAAAGUUUGGCUCUACUGCUGAUCUCAAGACCUCCGCUAAAUUCCCAGGACCUGGUGACUACAGCACACACAUCGUGAAUCCUCGAGAGCGAGCAGCCCCCAGUUAUUCUCUGGGUAAGAAAUGGUCUCCAAUGGCAGGUGACAAGAAGUUCCCGGGUCCAGGUGCCUACGAGUCGAGUCCGACCAUCGGACGUACAGUUCUUUCGACGCAGAAGUCCAAUCCCGUGUCUUCAUUCCCCAAGGUAGAGAGAAAGCCACUGCAUACUUCGAGCACGGCAGACGUUGGGCCUGGUCAAUACGGCGUCGUCGUUGAGGCGGUGGGUCGUCAGGCAAUCUCGACAGUCUCGUCAGCUGCAUCAUUCUCCUUCGGUACUGAGGCGCGUGGUAGGAACGGCCGGUCCGCUGCCGACAGGAUCGGAUCCAAGUAUUACGACCCCAGGAGCUCGGUUGGCACACAGGUCGAGUCCACAUACCGCACGGCUCCCAAGUGCUCCAUGUCUGGACGUACCAAAUUCGGUAGCCACUUCUAAACUCAUCAUUAAGACAGAAAUGUCUAGAUAAGAAGGCAGACACUCGAAUUAAUCUAGACGCGAUGCUAUUUCUCCAUC
Messenger RNA from Phytophthora nicotianae INRA-310, 1296 nucleotides. RefSeq lists its product as hypothetical. NCBI's taxonomy places the organism in Eukaryota, Oomycota, Peronosporomycetes, Peronosporales, Peronosporaceae. The record is from RefSeq and is a predicted model, not a curated record. The coding region runs from base 415 to 1218 and encodes 267 amino acids. The transcript has a single exon.